AUGGGUAACGCCAGCGGCGGAGAGACGACAACAUCGCCCUCCGUAAUGUUUACCUCAGCUACAGGACGAUCCCUGUUUGCUACACUCCUCAUCAGCUUCGCCACCUUUAACAUACGUGGCCUCGGUUCUUGUGAUGAUCCAGACGACAUCCACAGCAAACGGGAGCAACUGGGUACCGAUUGUCUACGGUACGGCAUAGAUAUCUGCGCUAUUCAGGAGACUAAGGUUGUAAAACCGGAUUCUUGCAGUCUUAGCAACGGAUACAAACUCUUAUUGUUUGAGCAGAAAAAUGGCCGGCACUAUGGACUCGGUUUUGUUAUCAGUCCCCGAUUUAUUGACUAUGUGGUAUGCUGGAACAGUAUCAGUGAUCGAGUAAGCUUUUUGGACCUAGAACUCCCUACAAAAUCAGGAAAAUUUAUCAAAUGUAGGGUGGUCAAUGUAUAUGGGCCACACAAGAAACUUGCAGAAAAUGAUCAACAACUGUUGAUCAACUUCUACGGCCAAGUUAGGGACGCUCUAAAUGUCCCUGCUAAUGUUGAGAUAUUUGUUUUGGGGGAUUUUAAUUCAAAGUUGGGAAAAAUGACUACUUCAGAUAAGGACUUUGGUUUUGGUCGUUUCAUGGGUAAACAUGGUAUGGGUUUGCGCAACGAUAUGGGGGAAAACUUGUUAGACUUGUUAUCAGAAUUUGACCUCUUUGCCUCCAACACUGGUUUUUAUCAUCCUGCUCGACAUACGACCACCUACACUGGCUGGAGGAAGGACUGGAGUGCCGGGCGAAAUAGUAAAAAGACGAUCCCGGUCUAUUCUCAGAUCGAUUUCAUCCUGUGUCGGAGUAGGUCGAAGCCAAUGCUACAAGAUUCUAGAUCUUAUGCAGGCACUUUGACAUACUCUGAUCACAGAUUUGUUGUCACUAGAGUAGACUUUAAGGACAUCUGUCUUUGCUAUAAACGCCACUCCAAGACAUCCUUAAAGUUCAACACCUCUGAACUCACCUCGAACCCCACCAUUCAGGUGAAAUAUCGUCAAUCCUUAGAUGAUAACUUAAGUAACACUGUUUCUGCUCUGGAUCCAAAUUCAGACUUGAAUGGCUUACUUGAGUCCAUAAAGGAUGCUGCAAAAUCGUCAAUUGGUGUCAUCAGACACAGGAAACGUAAUCGCAGCGACGAUGAUGCAGAUAACCUUGUGACGCAUUGA
Bolinopsis microptera is the source of this 1194-nucleotide messenger RNA. Its product is annotated as craniofacial development protein 2-like. The record is from RefSeq and is a predicted model, not a curated record. Gene Ontology annotation, biological process: chromatin remodeling. Gene Ontology annotation, molecular function: catalytic activity. Lineage: Eukaryota; Metazoa; Ctenophora; Tentaculata; Lobata; Bolinopsidae. The coding region runs from base 1 to 1194 and encodes 397 amino acids. The transcript has a single exon. Gene Ontology annotation, cellular component: nucleus.